GCCAUCACGGCCUUCGCUUUCUAUUCUUGACAAAGGCCACUUCCCGUCGGGGACGGUUACUAGCACGCAUCAAUCUUUUUGCGAUCGAGCUUCAACGGCAGUCUCCUUGCAUGACAUCAAUGCUUCCACCCUUCUCACCUAACCUCCAAGCCCCUCGACAUUCAGCUCCCUGGACGAUUCGACGCAUUCAAACAGGUCUCUUUCCAUGCGGUUCCCAGUCUAACUAUAUCCCCGCUGCGGUUCCCCAAAAUUUAUACCCUGCAUUCGGUAUCUCUUAUCCGAGCGAGCACACGUUGGUAGCUGAUGACGACUCAUAUAGAUGAUUCUAUGUAUCAUCAGCGCCGAUUGAUCGUCAGCGAUAGGUACUAUUGCCGAUGAUUCGCAUUUCCAGUUCCUAGUAUCCCAUUUCAGGAAUUGAGGCUUCUUCACAAUGCCACUCGUUGCCUGGGAGAAUCGGGCAGCCGCCAAAAGGGCGACCGUGCUGAAAGCGAUUCCGUCCAGAUGGCACGUGCCUCCUGAUCAAAUACCCCUGGAACAUGAUAACUCGGCGGUCAUUGACCUGCCAGCCAAGUAUUUGUCGGCGGACGAAAUCACAAUUACCGAAACCCCCCCAAUGGACACUUUGGCCCACAUGCACGCAGGCAUCUGGAGUUGCGAGGAUGUUGUGCGUGCUUACUGUCACAGGGCGGCUCUUUGUCAUCAAUUUGUGAACUGCCUGACGGAAGUGCUAUUCGAGGAGGCUGUCCACACUGCGCGCGAGCUGGACCAGUAUCGUCGUGAGACAGGCGGUCUGAAGGGCCCACUGCAUGGCUUGCCAGUCAGUUUCAUGGACCGUUUCCGUGUCGCUGGCACAGAGACAGCCGCCGGCUUUAUUUCCUGGCUCGGUCCUAGGGAGACGGACGUCACUGAAUCACUAAUUGUCCGGCAUAUGCGGGCGCUGGGCGCCAUCCCUUUUUGUAAGACGAACGUGCCUCAGAGCAUGAUGCUGGCAGAAACAGCGAACAACAUACACGGCCGUACCAGUAACCCUUAUUCAGGACUAUUAUCCAGCGGUGGCGCUGCAGGAGGUGAGGGGGCGUUGCUGGCAAUGAAAGGCUCCCCUUUCGGCUGGGCUACUGAAUUUGCAGGCUCAGCACGUAUUCCCGCUGUGUUUGGCAGUCUGUUUAGCCUCAAGGUUUCUUCCGGUCGUCUUCCAACCCUUGGAGUCGCUUCCAGCGAGACAAGCCUGCCUUCGAGGAAUUCAACAAUCGCCACGAUGUCGUGGGAUUUCAAUUUGCUGCAAUACGUCGCAAAGUUAUCACUUGGGUCUACGGCAUUUGAAGAAGAUCCUACCUGGAUCGAUAUGCCGUGGAGAGAAGCAAAAGUCAGAGAGUUGACGCUGAGGCGUCCAACUUUUGCAGUGCUAGAGUGCGAUGGUCAUAUCCAGCCUCAGCCACCGAUUCGGCGAGCUCUAAGGUCAAUUGUUGAGUGCUUGAGGCGAGCCAACUAUCAGGUCAUUGAAUGGAAACCUCCAUCUCAUGCAGCACCAGUAGAGACGUACUUCAAGAUAAUCGGCGCUGAUGGUGCGCAGGCAACCAGACAACACAUCAAAGCAAGCGGAGAGCCACCCGUUCCUCUCCUGAGAGAUUGGUAUUUCCACCAACCCACUCAACCAUUAUCUCUUUCAGAGUAUCUGGCCCUUAUGAAAUCGCUAGAAACGUAUCAAUCAGGUUAUCAGAGGUACUGGAAGUCCACCGGCCAGAGCACUGCGAGCAGACUCCCAGUGGACGGGGUGAUCAUGCCCGUCUGUGCGGAUGCUGCUUGCUGCAAGAACAAAAUGACAUAUUACGGAUACAGUGCCAUAGUAAACGUACUCGACUUCGUCGCCGUCUCUUUUCCGGCCGGAUUCAUCGACAGAUAUCUGGACCCAAAGCCCGAUGUCUUCGUCCCACUCAGCAGAGACGAUGAAUCUGUGAAUGAUGCAUAUGAUAAUUUUGCAUUCCAUGGAGCUCCCGUGGGUCUUCAAUUGAUGACUCGCAGGACUGAGGAAGAGAAAGCACUGAAGCUUGUGGAAAUCAUUCUUCAAACACAAGCAUAUUCGCCGAUGCCCAGCUGAAUCGCAUGGUGUCCAAAAAGUCGUGUCCAGGGUGCGCUCUGCCCUCGGGAUCAAAUUGUUGCCGGCUGCCUGGGUCCGCCGGGUGCGCGGGUAGUGAACCAAACCCGGCUUUAUCUCGAGGGCCCAUCGCUCGUGCGAGAGUAGUCAAUCUUGUGCCAGGCGGUGGUGAGAUUGCCGCGAAAGUUGAACUGAGCCUCGUAGGAUUCUGGUUGAGAAUUAUAGGUCUCAUCGACGGCUUUGACGGCGAACUGCUUUCCAGCGAGGCGCUUGGGCACCACAAACUCCCACUGUUUCCAUGACCAAGCUUUGUGGCCUUUCGACUCAUCCGGGAGGAGACGCGCUUGUUGCCAGGUCUUCCCGCCAUCGGCACUGACGUCGACUCGAACAAUCUCUCUCCCUCCUCCACUGAAUGCAUAUCCUUUGACUUGGACGGCAUCUUCAUCUAAGCCGUAUGCCUGCAAUGACCUUCGACCAUGGCGAGAGCUUCGGGAUAUAUCUCUUAUCGAUGUGAUGGCGCUUUGCACGGGCGUCUCCUGAAUGGCG
This is a messenger RNA of Cladophialophora immunda, 2638 nucleotides long. RefSeq lists its product as uncharacterized. The record is from RefSeq and is a predicted model, not a curated record. Bases 431 to 2095 code for a protein of 554 amino acids. The transcript is spliced from 4 exons. Lineage: Eukaryota; Fungi; Ascomycota; Eurotiomycetes; Chaetothyriales; Herpotrichiellaceae.